Lontra canadensis (Northern American river otter) is the source of this 1613-nucleotide messenger RNA. Its product is annotated as zinc finger protein 705D-like. Gene Ontology annotation, molecular function: DNA-binding transcription repressor activity, RNA polymerase II-specific. Lineage: Eukaryota; Metazoa; Chordata; Mammalia; Carnivora; Mustelidae. Gene Ontology annotation, biological process: negative regulation of transcription by RNA polymerase II. The record is from RefSeq and is a predicted model, not a curated record. The coding region runs from base 453 to 1427 and encodes 324 amino acids. The transcript has 8 exons.
GCUGGUCUGGAUCCGCGUCUUUUCCUCCCGAUCUGAGUCAAAGCUCUGUCUUCUCCACUGGGUGACUCAGAGGAAAAGAAGAGGAUACGGUGCCCAGAAUCCUGCUUUCACCUCUCCAGACACUUAAACCAUUCUCCAGUUCCUCAGGCCCUUCAGCUCACCCAAGAAGUCAAAAGGUUCCAUUUCUUCAUCACAGUACAUGCAUACAGCCGGCAGAGAGCAAAGUUUGGUUAUCACCUUGGCACUGCUUAGCUCUGUGAUGCUGAAGACAUUCUCAUUUCUGUGCAUUACAGAAGAGAUUCACAUUUCCAGAGUUUGUAAGCUUUGGAAGAUGCUAGUUGAGCAUUCUGCACUAUGGAGACAUGUACCUGACACCUUACAGGCUUUGCCUGCUUAGUGCUUGGACCGUCUGAGCGCGAAAACCCGGAGAAAGACACCUGGCAACUGAGUUAAUGACAAUGCAGCCACUGGAAUCAGUGACAUUUGAAGAUGUAGCUAUAGACUUCACCAAGGAAGAGUGGGACCUGCUGGACAUAUCCCAGCGAAAGCUGUUCAGGGAUGUCAUGCUGGAAAAUAUACGUCACCUCGUCUCCCUGGGGUAUCAGCAUUGCAAAUCAGAUUUGAUUUUCCAGUUGGAGCAAGGACAAGAGCUGUGGAGUGAAGGAACUAGAUUUCUUCAAGGUCAGAGCCCAGGCAGGGGAAAUGCCUUUAAGGAACAAGAAAUGAUAGCCACGCAACUUAUCAGCAGGAAGGACACAUCUGCAAUCAUGCCAGUGCAGGAAUGUCAUACUCCAGAGGAUCCCUUUGAAUAUAAAGAUUUGGAAGAAGAUUUCACUCAUGGCUUCAUGUUGACUGAACAUUUGUUAACUCACACAGAAAAGACACCUUGUAUCAGUAAACAGUGUCCAAAAUCCCUUAGUGACCAGUCAUACCUUAAUCAACAUAAGCAAAUUCACACCAGAGGUAAAUCAUGUGAGUGCCAUCUGUGUGGAAAAGCCUUUAGUAAUUGCUCAAGCCUUAGGAGACAUGAGAUGACUCACACUGGAGAGAAACCAUAUGAAUGCCAUAUCUGUGGGAAUGCCUUUAUUCAAAGCUCAGACCUUAGAAAACACAAUCUAACUCACACUGGAGAGAAACCAUAUGAAUGUCAUCUAUGUGGGAAAGCCUUCAGUCAGUCCUCCAACCUCAGACAGCAUGAGAGAACACACACUGGAGAGCAGCCAUAUGAGUGUCACCUGUGUGGGAAAGCCUUCAGUAAAUGUUCUGCCCUCAGACGACAUGAAAGAACUCACACUGGAGAAAAACCGUAUGAAUGUCACCUUUGUGGGAAAUCCUUCAGUCAGUGUUCUGCUCUUAGGCGACACGAGGGAACCCACAAUGGAGAGAAAAUGAUGAAUGCCUUCAGUAAAUAUUCUGACCUUAGAUAACAUCGUAUUAUAAAUGUAAUGAACGUGGGUGAGACUUCAACCAUAGCGUUAACAUUUAAACACACCUCUAGAGGACUUGCACAUCGAAGAAACUGUCUGUAAUCAAUGUAGAAGAUCCCUCAGUCAUUCUUCCUCAUUUGACAUGCACCCGCUUAAAUGGAAGAAAUCCCUGUGUGUGACCACUGU